Molecule: messenger RNA, 2735 nt
Organism: Corapipo altera (White-ruffed manakin)
Lineage: Eukaryota; Metazoa; Chordata; Aves; Passeriformes; Pipridae
Gene: NRF1
Product: nuclear respiratory factor 1
Exons: 11
Coding region: 859-2463 (534 amino acids)
Biological process (GO): regulation of transcription by RNA polymerase II
Cellular component (GO): nucleus
Molecular function (GO): DNA-binding transcription factor activity, RNA polymerase II-specific; RNA polymerase II cis-regulatory region sequence-specific DNA binding
Source: RefSeq, a predicted model, not a curated record
UGUUGAGUUUGUGGGGUUUAUGUUCAGUUUGUGUCGUUGGCUGCUGGUUUGAGGUGGUGCAGCUCAGCUAUUCCAGCUCCUCCUGCCUCUGGAGUUCCUCCAGCAGUGGUGGCUGACAGGACAUCAGAGGGAUCUCUGGCACAGUUGUGAGGCAGCUGCCCUGUGUCAGGAGAGGCACUUUAUCCUCUUUUUUUUUUAUUUUAAAAGCACUUUGUCUUUAAAAAUACUUCUGGCUGUGAUCCAAGGCUUCUGGACUGAGCUCCACCUACCAGGAGAUGUCUUUGCAGGCCCUGUUGUAUCACUGAGGUUUCCUUACACCCCAAACUGUUUCUGGAGAAAACCAGGAACAGACAUUCCUUUUCUGGAACGAUGAAUGCUCGUCUCUAAAAUUGGUCAGGAGCAACUUUCCUUUCGUCCCCCUGUGCCUGGAUCCCUGUUCAAAUCCAGGUGCAGACCCUUUGGAUGCUCUGCUGGAGCAACAACAGCGUCCACGGGUGGGUGGUGACCUGCAGGAGCUGCCAGUCCAGGGUGUUUGCCCAUAAAGCCUGGCUUGAAUCGGGAAUCCUUUGGGAAUAAUUCAAAUAUAGGAAUGACUAACCAAGGUUUCAGUGGUGUUGACUCUUGACUGGGAGGUUUCCUUCCCAUGGAAGCACCCUUUGUCUCACAGCCUUGUCUCCUGAUGAGCUGAAAGUUUGUCAGUUAUAUUCCGAGCGUGUUUUUCCGUGGAUAACUAAUUUUAUUUUAAUUUUAAGAGGAAUAAUUAGAGUUGUAUCGCUCCAACGGGAAAAGCAGCAAUAAACCCUGUCAGGAAAAGCACAGUGGCUUGGGGAAUCCUGGUGCUGGGCAAAGUGCCUCUGGAUGGAAGAGCACGGCGUGGCGCAGGCGGAGCACAUGGCCACCAUCGAGGCGCACGCCGUGGCCCAGCAGGUGCAGCAGGUGCACGUGGCCACCUACACGGAGCACGGCAUGCUGAGCGCCGACGAGGACUCGCCCUCCUCGCCCGAGGACACGUCCUACGACGACUCCGACAUCCUCAACUCCACGGCCGCCGACGAGGUCACGGCUCACCUGGCGGCCGCGGGCCCUGUCGGGAUGGCAGCAGCCGCUGCCGUGGCAACGGGGAAGAAACGGAAGCGACCGCACGUCUUUGAAUCCAACCCAUCCAUCAGGAAGAGGCAGCAGACACGUUUGCUCAGGAAGCUCCGAGCCACGCUGGAUGAGUACACCACCCGGGUGGGGCAGCAGGCCAUCGUGCUCUGCAUCUCACCCUCCAAACCCAACCCUGUCUUCAAAGUGUUCGGGGCCGCGCCCUUGGAGAACGUGGUAGGUGUCUCCAGGGAAAGGCACUCCCUCUUCCUGCAUGGGCCCAGCUUUGCUUUUCCCAGAGAUCCCGAGGCUGAGCUCGCCUCAAAACUACCAGAGAGGAAAGACCCUAAAAAUUCCCCCCUCUGCUGUGGUUUGUUGCAGGCACAGCUGAGAGCCUUCAUCCCUGAGAUGCUGAAGUAUUCCACGGGCCGUGGGAAGCCAGGCUGGGGCAAGGAGAGCUGCAAACCCAUCUGGUGGCCCGAGGACAUUCCCUGGGCCAACGUCCGCAGCGACGUCCGCACGGAGGAGCAGAAGCAGCGGGUGUCCUGGACCCAGGCCCUGAGGACCAUCGUGAAGAACUGCUACAAGCAGCACGGGCGCGAGGACCUGCUCUACGCCUUCGAGGACCAGCAGACCCCCCAGACCACGACCACGCACAGCAUCGCCCACCUGGUGCCCUCCCAGACCGUGGUACAGACCUUCAGCAACCCCGAUGGCACCGUGUCCCUCAUCCAGGUUGGCACCGGCGCCACGGUGGCCACGCUGGCCGACGCCUCCGAGCUGCCCACCACGGUCACCGUGGCACAAGUGAACUACUCCGCGGUGGCCGACGGAGAGGUGGAGCAGAACUGGGCAACGCUACAGGGGGGUGAGAUGACCAUCCAGACGACGCAGGCGUCGGAGGCCACGCAGGCGGUGGCAUCGCUGGCAGAGGCAGCCGUGGCAGCGUCCCAGGAGAUGCAGCAGGGAGCCACUGUCACCAUGGCACUCAACAGUGAAGCUGCUGCCCACGCCGUGGCCACGCUGGCCGAAGCCACUCUCCAAGGGGGGGGACAGAUUGUCCUGUCUGGAGAAACUGCGGCGGCGGUCGGGGCCCUCACCGGCGUGCAGGAUGCCAACGGGAAGGUGGAGCCAAAUGAGUCGCUAGCAGCUUGGCAAAGUGCAGAUCAGCUUGCUUGCGCCGAGGAGGACAGGAAGGAAAGAGUCAAGCUUGUUGUAGGGCCUUCCUGGUGGGAACAGAAUUUUUUAAUGAAGGUUUACCCUGAAACAGGUAGGAUUUAUUCCCAAUGUGAAGGAAAGGUGAGGAAAAUCAGGUUUGGCAGAUGUUUUUCAGAGGAGAGGGUAGGAAAGAGGCUGGCAGCCAACGAGGAGAGAUAAAAGGGGUGAGUGGGGAAUUCCUGGAUUCACUGAGCAGCUCCAGGAACAGGGAGAGGUGUUUCCUAGAGGACGAAUUACUGGGCACAAAUGGAUAAUUAUCAGCAACAGGGCCUUGAUGGACUCUAAAAUACCUUGGCAUAAGCCUCAGUCAUGAGCUUAACCUGUGUCAAGUCUGGGUCUGCUCUCCCAGGGAACAAGGGACAGGACCAGAGGAAACGGCCCCAAAUUGCACCAGGGGAGGUCCAGGUUGGAUAUCAGGGAAAAUUCCCUCA